AUGUCUUCGCCUAGUCCAGGAAAGAAAAGGAUGGAUACAGACGUUGUUAAAUUGAUCGAAAGCAAGUAUGAGGUGACAAUAUUAGGUGGUUUGAAUGAACUUAUGGUGAAGUUUUUCGGCCCUCCAGAAACUCCAUAUGAAGGUGGCAUUUGGAAAGUUCGUGUUGAUCUUCCUGAACGCUAUCCCUUCAAAUCACCGUCAAUCGGCUUCAUGAACAAAAUAUUUCACCCAAAUAUCGAUGAAGCGUCCGGUACCGUUUGUCUCGAUGUCAUAAACCAACAGUGGUCUGCUCUUUACGACCUGACUAAUAUUUUCGAGUCCUUCCUGCCACAGCUUUUGGCAUAUCCUAAUCCUACAGAUCCACUAAACAGUGAUGCUGCCUCCUUAUUUAUGUUCAAGCCUUCUGAGUAUGUUAUAAAAGUGAAAGAAUAUGUUCAGCGUUUUGCAAGUGAAGAAGCCUUAAAAGCUGAAGAGAAUGGACAGGCAGAGUCUAGUUCGUCAGAUGAUGAGAGCUCUAUGUCAGAUUAUACAGACGAUAUGGCUAGAGAUAUGGAGCUCUAA
This is a messenger RNA of Heterobilharzia americana, 561 nucleotides long. NCBI's taxonomy places the organism in Eukaryota, Metazoa, Platyhelminthes, Trematoda, Strigeidida, Schistosomatidae. The record is from the annotation of a GenBank genome assembly.